Molecule: messenger RNA, 2238 nt
Organism: Austrofundulus limnaeus
Lineage: Eukaryota; Metazoa; Chordata; Actinopteri; Cyprinodontiformes; Rivulidae
Gene: bcar1
Product: BCAR1 scaffold protein, Cas family member
Biological process (GO): cell migration; cell surface receptor protein tyrosine kinase signaling pathway
Cellular component (GO): cytoplasm; focal adhesion; plasma membrane
Molecular function (GO): protein binding
Source: RefSeq, a predicted model, not a curated record
AACAUCUUGGCCAAGGCACUGUACGACAACGUGGCAGAGUCCCCAGACGAGCUGUCGUUCCGUAAAGGUGACAUCAUGACGGUGUUGGAGCGCGACACGCAGGGUCUGGACGGCUGGUGGCUCUGCUCGCUCCACGGCCGCCAAGGCAUCGUCCCGGGGAACCGUCUGAAGAUCCUGGUGGGCAUGUACGACAGCAAGCAGCAACAACCGAGCACACCUUCUACGCAGGACGCACCUGCUACCUGUCCCGCCCCCCAGCUGCAGCGACCGCUUCCCGCUCAGAGCGCCUACGCCACACCCACGCCUGCUGGCUCUGCUUCCUCUCCCGGCUUCCCAAACAAGUCCCUACCUUCAGUCCAGUACACGUCCAUGCACCCAGCGUACUCUGCUGCCGGGGCUGCCAAGGCCAGCCCUGACUCUGUUUACAUGAUGCCCCCCUCCCACGGCCCAAAGCUGAGUUCCCAAAGCCUGUAUCAGGUUCCCUCUGGUCCAAGCGGAUCGUCUGUUCAACCCGGACCGCCUAGCAAGGCCCCCAUUCUGGGCCAGAGACAAUUCCAGCCGCCUGGACAUGAUAUCUACCAGGUACCCCCCUCUGCAGGUCCUUCUUUAGGCCAAGCAGCAGCUUCAGGUGGGGGUGCGGCACCUGGCCAGGACGUGUACCAGGUGCCCCCCUCCCUGGAUAAAAGGAACUGGGAGAGCAGUAACAAGUCCCACGGCAAGGUGGUGGUUCCUACUCGAGUUGGACAGGUUUACGUCUACGACACAGGGAAAUCAGAUCUGGAUGAAUACGAUGUCCCACCGAGACAUCAGCCUCCAGCCCAGCAGGACAUAUAUGAUGUCCCUCCAACCCGUCAGCAGUACAGCACUCAGGUGUAUGGCACUCCUCCCAUGGUAGUGAAGGGGCCCUCUAGUGGUCAAGACAUAUAUGAUACCCCAGCCAGCUCAGACAAGAACGCCCAGCAGGCUGUUUAUGACUUCCCCCCAUCGGUGAGUAAAGAUGUUCCUGACUCCCACCCAGUCAGGGAGGAGACCUACGAUGUGCCACCCCACUUCGCGAAGCUGAAGCCCCAACUGGCCGCCCCCUCCGCCCAUUAUCUGCACAACAACGUCAAUGAAGAUGACGACGAGCCUCCAAUUCCGGAGGACGUAUACGAUGUCCCACCGCCUAUCUCUGAGAAGCAUUAUCUCAGAGACAGGGGCGUGGUCCACCAGCCCCCCCAGGAUAUCUACGACAUCCCACCGGCUCUGCGUGCCGGAGACGUCCCGGUCCAAGAUGUUUACAACUUCCCACGAGAGCAGGAGGACCGAGGAGGAGAGAGGGGAGACCAGUAUGUCUACGAUGUCCCCCCACAGGUUGUCCGUGACGCUCAGUCCACCAGUGAGGACUUGAACGUGUCCUUUAAGCGUCUCUCUGCUUCGAGCACAGGAAGCUCACGGAGCAAUCACUCCUCUUCAUCAUUAGACAUGGUCCCGGUCCGCGAUACCCCCUCGUUUGCCGCCCCCAGCUCCGGUUCUGGGAAGCCCCUGAUCUUGGACCUGGAUCAGGCCAUGGAGCGUCUGUCCCACCUGCAGCAGGCCGUCGAGUCCAGCGUCUCCUUCAUGAUGUCCUUCAUCACAGGGAACUGGAGGAGUCCGGCUCAGCUGGAGGGGAACCUCUCUGCCAUCCACCAGGCUGCGGACCGGGUGCGCGCCACUGUCCGGGAUUUCCUGGAGUUCGCGCGCGGCGCCGUGGCCAACGCCGCCCAGGCCACCGACCGCUUGCUGCAGACCAAGCUGGGGCGUCAGGUGGGGAAGAUGGAGGAGGUCUUCCAGAGUUUGAUCAGGCACAGUCAGGGCUUAGACGGCGUGUCGUGGUCCCACACGGCACUCUCCUCACCGACGCCGGGAGGGGACGACUUGGAUCGACUCAUCAUGACGGCAAGAGGCAUCCCCGAUGACGCCAAGCAGCUGGCGUCUUUCCUCCACGGCAACGCCUCGCUGCUGUUCAAACGGACAAGCCGGCAGCCGCAGCAGCAGCAGCAGCUGCCCCUUCCCCCCAUCCCGGGGGACAGCGGCGGUCAGCUGACAGGGUCGGGAAGUGGAACCUACCAGGGAGGAGAGAGAGUCCACAUCCAGUCACGACCCCUCCCCUCUCCGCCCAAGUUUACAGCUGCAGAGGAGGAGGAGGAGGGCGUGCAGCGGCCGUACGAGGCCACAGAGGAAGGCUGGAUGGAGGACUACGACUACGUCCAUCUACAG